AUGUUCCGCACCGCUGCGUGUUAUCUCCGCACGUCGCUGCGCUUCGCCUAUAACUACGGUCUAGUCACCACUCAUCUCUCCAUUCCGACCAUGGCAUCACCGACAGUUGCCGAGUACGGACGCGCGAUUGCCAUUGCCUCGAUGGCAGCACAACAGGCCUCGCCCGAAGCCCGCGCGCUCGCCAACUCCAACCAAGCCGUCCACCACCACAUCAUGGAAAUGUCCUUCCUCCUCGCAGGCGGCCCCUUCGACGUAGACGAAGCCGCCACCUACGUCGCAGAGGAAAUGAACAGAUUCGUAGCCGCCAUCGAUGCACAGCAAAGCAACGACUCCUAG
Moesziomyces antarcticus is the source of this 336-nucleotide messenger RNA. RefSeq lists its product as uncharacterized. The record is from RefSeq and is a predicted model, not a curated record. The transcript is spliced from 2 exons. NCBI's taxonomy places the organism in Eukaryota, Fungi, Basidiomycota, Ustilaginomycetes, Ustilaginales, Ustilaginaceae. Bases 1 to 336 code for a protein of 111 amino acids.